AUGAAGAUUUUACUUGAGUUUCAAGUGUUGCGGUCGCAGUGGGGCACCCAGACACUCCACAGACUGUUCCACCAGUAUCACAAGGCUUUUGCACCUUUGAAUUUCUCAGAAUAUGAAGCAAUUGCUCGUUGUGAACAGGAAGUACCCGAGUACUUUAAUUUUGCAAGUGAUGUGCUGGACAAGUGGUCUCAAAUAGAAAAGGAGAGAAAGAGACCAUCAAAUCCAGCUUUAUGGUGGAUAAAUGGAAAAGGAGAUGAAAUUAAAUGGAGCUUUGAAGAGCUGAGCAUCCUAUCCCAAAAAGUGGCCAAUGUGCUGUCUGGGCCAUGCAGUCUGCAGAGAGGAGACCGAGUUUUAGUGAUUCUGCCCCGAAUUCCAGAGUGGUGGCUGCUGCAUGUGGCGUGUAUGAGAACAGGUAUAAUCAUCAUCCCAGGGACAAUACAACUGACAGCACAAGACAUCUGCUAUAGACUGCUGGCUUCCAAGGCUAAGUGCAUUAUUACAACUGACGUGCUUGCUCCUGCAGUGGAUUCGGUUGCAUCCAAGUGCCAGUUUCUGAAAACAAAGCUCAUUGUAUCAGAAAGCAGAAGGGCUGAGUGGCUGAACUUCAAUGAUUUGCUCAAGGCUGCUCCUGCUACCCAUAACUGCGUGAAGACAAAAAGCCGUGAUCCAACAGCAAUAUAUUUCACCAGUGGUACCACAGGCUCUCCCAAAAUGGUUGAACAUUCCUAUGGAAGCUUUGGCCUGGGUUUAUUUCUCUGUGGAAGAUACUGGAUGAAUUUGACUCCCUCAGACAUCAUGUGGAACAUGACAGACCCCGCUUGGGUAAAGGCAGCUGUUGGGAGCGUUUUUGGUCCAUGGUUCCAAGGCACGUGUGUUUUUGUACAUGCUAUGCCACAGUUUGAUCCAACAGAAGUCUUAAAUACCUUGUGCAGGUAUCCAGUGACCACUCUGUGCAGUGCCCCAACUGCCUACCGCAUCCUGGUACAGCACGACCUCACCAGGUACACAUUGAAGACACUGAAGCACUGUUUGAGCGGAGGGGAACCACUCAAUCCAGAAGUGAUGGCACAGUGGAAGAGCCAAACAGGACUGACUGUCUAUGAAGCCUAUGGCCAAACCGAAAUUGGAAUGAUAUGUGCAAAUAUGAAAGGAAUGAAAAUUAAGCCAGGUUCCUUGGGAAAGGCAGCUCCUCCCUACGAUGUUCAGAUUAUAGAUGAAAAUGGCAACGUUCUGCCUCCUGGGAAAGAAGGAGACAUUGCUGUCAAAACAGAUACCAAGCGGCCGUUUAACUUUUUCACUCAGUACGUGGAUGAUCCGGUGAAAACCGCUUCCACGAUGCGUGGGAAUUUCUAUGUCACUGGAGACAGAGGAAGCAUGGAUGAGGAUGGAUACAUAUGGUUUAUGGGGAGAUCUGAUGAUGUCAUCAUCUCCUCUGGAUACCGUAUUGGGCCGUUUGAAAUAGAGAGUGCUUUGAUACGGCACCCAGCAGUCGUGGAGUCAGCUGUUGUCAGCAGCCCAGAUCCCACUAGAGGGGAGGUGGUAAAAGCUUUUGUUGUCUUGUCUCCUUCCUUCAAGACACAAGAUCCAAAGAAAAUGGUACGUGAAUUGCAAGAUCACGUCAAGAAGAUCACUGCUCCAUACAAGUACCCCCGAAAGAUUGAAUUUGUCCAGCAGCUGCCGAAGACAGUCGCUGGGAAAAUCAGACGGAAUGAACUGAGAAAAAAGGAGUGGGGACAGAUUUAG
This is a messenger RNA of Colius striatus (speckled mousebird), 1743 nucleotides long. RefSeq names its product acyl-coenzyme A synthetase ACSM4, mitochondrial-like. NCBI's taxonomy places the organism in Eukaryota, Metazoa, Chordata, Aves, Coliiformes, Coliidae. Gene Ontology annotation, cellular component: mitochondrial matrix. The transcript has 13 exons. Bases 1 to 1743 code for a protein of 580 amino acids. Gene Ontology annotation, biological process: fatty acid biosynthetic process; acyl-CoA metabolic process. Gene Ontology annotation, molecular function: fatty-acyl-CoA synthase activity; fatty acid ligase activity. The record is from RefSeq and is a predicted model, not a curated record.